GUGCAGUGUGCACUGUGCAUCGCAGUCGCUGUAGUAGUGGUGUGUAGUCGUCGCUGCCAACCGGCCGAGUGCGUCCCAAAACACGACACGACGCCGCCGCCGUCCGUCGUUUCUUUAUUCACGCGAUACGAGUUCGCGCGCGUAUAAAACAAUACAUUAUGGGCACCGAGUGCGACCGGCUUCAACGCUGAGACGCGGGGCAAUAAUAUAUUAUAAUAUAAUAUUACGGACGUCCGUUUUUGUUUGACCGUCAUCGGGACACUCUCUCCGCAGAGAUAUCGGUCCGGGUUGGUUAUAGCCGCGUCGCGACCGGGCAAUAAUCACACGCCGUUAUCGCUCGCUCGCUCGCCCGCCCGCCGCCCACGACGGCACCCGGCCGACGACGCUGUCAUGACUCAUGGUGUUGCCAGCAAACGUCCGGACGAAACAUGGACACUGCUUCCGACAUAAGUCAGAUUGAUAGUGAAAUAAUCAGAUUAAAAAACGAACUUUCAAGAACGAAAAAUGCAUUGACCAGUCAAAUUAUCAAAAGACAUCAGCUAGCGGCAGAACUGUCACUGAAAGUUGACAAAAAAAACAAUCAGCUAAAAGAAUUUCAACGUUCAAAUUUCAAUGAUUUAGGCAGAAUUUUGAGGUCACUGUAUGUGUUCGAGUCUAAAUUGAGAAAAGAACAACAGCAGAUUAGACGGCAACUAGGAGAGAGAGACUCGGUGAUAAGGCAACAACAAAUAGAAAUUGCAAAAUUGAAACAGAGUUUAGCGCAGUAUUGUCAUAAAAAUAAGACAUGUGUGGACACUGAAAUUUCGAUUUCAAAGCCCGACUUGAUCACAUCUAUCUCGUCACAAUCAGAUUUAAAUGAACCUAUAAAAAAUAACGAUGGAAAUUCUUCCAGUUCAGAAAAACUCAUAGUAAUACCACCAAAAUUGGAAGUACCGAGGAAAAAUGUCUUACCAGUCGACACGCUGACUAAAAAAAAUUCAAACAACAAUAUAAACUUUAACAAGAACGUGUACAGUAAAACCGUUACAGACUUAUCUCUCAAUGACAUAUCGUCGUUUCCAAACCCAACGCCCAAUAACAAUUUAUUUGUUGUGUCUAACUCUAUUUUCUCGAAAAACGAGUUUACAUAUAACGAAGUCUCUAAAGAGGUGAUAACUUCGGUGAAACAAAACGGCAAGGUGAUAACGUCUGCACUGAAGAAGGCGGAUAAGUACCCGUCGCCAAAGACCGUACACUUCGGCAAGACGACUCAUAUACCCGAGCCCGAUGAAGAUGGACAGACGGACAUCGUGAAAACAGUUGAGACGUUAUUGCUGCAGCAAUGCGGUGAUUCGACCGAAUCAGAGAACGACACGUCAAGCACAGCGUCUACGGAAACGUCGCCCAGCGUGUCGCAGAUGGUCCGGAAGUUUGAGAGCAUAUGCACCACGGCUUCCACAACUUCCAGUUUGGCAACGGCGUCAGAGUCACGCGGCACGGACCACAGCGGUGGCAGUGUAGUCAGUGGUAGGAGGUCACCGACUUUGAUCGACAGCCAUGGUGGAAAUGACGGGAGUUAUAUCGCGGAUGCCGACCUGAGGACGGCUGCCGAGCUGAACGUGAGGACCGACUCGGAACCGGACAUUUGCAGCGGUGGCUGCACGGUGUCCUUAAGCGAUUUGGAUCCGCGGAACAACUUCGAAGAGUUCCGGUUUGAGGACAGUGACCUGGACAAGGAAUACGGUUGUGGCCGAUCCGAAGCGGACGGGAUCGAAUAUCCGUCCGGUGGUGGUCGACACGGUUCGUCGUCCGUUGCAGCGGCGGUCACGGCGGCGGCGGCGGUCCUGCUGCGGUCGGCUGGGGACGAUAGUACGUGUUGUGCCGGCCAGGUCAACUACGAAUCGUUCCUGGAGGUGACCGGCCUCAGCCAGAAGUCCAUCAUCACCGUGCAACCAAACAGAAACGCAUACGGAUCGCACAGAAACGUGCAGAAACCCAAGGACGUGAAGAGCAGGAGCAGAGCCAAGUCGGCGUCGUUUGACUGCAAGUCUGCGUAUCCGGCCGCCGUCAAAUACUGGACGGAACCCUAUCUUUAAGGCGGCUGUCAUUAUAAAUAUAGUUACCUUCCUAUUUAAUUUAUUUACUUGCACAUACCUAUAGUACUAAGUAAUUGAAUGUUUUAAUUUUUUAAUUUUUAUCGUGUUGAGAGAAUAUUUAAAUUUAUUUAUAUGCGUUGUUUAUCGAUAUUGGACUUUUAUUACAUGAUCAUUGUUGCGCAUAAAUUUGUGCAUUGUGACCUGAUCGAAAUAUUACAUUAUAAUUAUUAUUAUGUUUAAGUUUAACU
Messenger RNA from Melanaphis sacchari, 2323 nucleotides. RefSeq lists its product as uncharacterized. The coding region runs from base 429 to 2075 and encodes 548 amino acids. The transcript is spliced from 3 exons. Lineage: Eukaryota; Metazoa; Arthropoda; Insecta; Hemiptera; Aphididae. The record is from RefSeq and is a predicted model, not a curated record.